AUGCUAAGUGGGAAGAACGAAGAAUCGUCAUAUAUGAAACGAACGCGGGCUAUUUCUUUUGGCAAUGAAUUGGUUAGUAAAUCGCAGACAGCCUCAAGUAGUAGUGAGCACAGCAAAUGGCUUGCUGAGUCGCAGUCUCGAUUUCGCAACCGGUCAACUCGAAAUCGACUGAUUGCAUUUGAAAAAAGCGCCCUUAAUUUUGAAUUGUUCAUCAACAAAAGGUUCGUGUUUCAUUAA
Messenger RNA from Thelazia callipaeda (thelaziosis nematode), 237 nucleotides. The record is from the annotation of a GenBank genome assembly. Lineage: Eukaryota; Metazoa; Nematoda; Chromadorea; Rhabditida; Thelaziidae.